Nerophis lumbriciformis (worm pipefish) is the source of this 1776-nucleotide messenger RNA. NCBI's taxonomy places the organism in Eukaryota, Metazoa, Chordata, Actinopteri, Syngnathiformes, Syngnathidae. The record is from RefSeq and is a predicted model, not a curated record.
AUGGCUACAUUCAUGGAACGGUUUGCCUUCCUUCAGAAAGUGCCAACUCUGAUGAAGGCUACAGCAGAUGAUGAGAGCCCAUGUCCCGGUUACCUUUUUCAAGAAAUUGGAAGUAUCCUUUUGCUGUCCUUGAUGAGUUCCAUUUUGAAUGCAGAAGCGUGCAAAGGCCUUAACUGUAAUACCUUUGCAGAAAUCUCCCAUGAGUCCAUGGGGAGUGAUCAGUGUUUGUUAGAGUACCUGCUAGAGAGACUUCAAGUUGAGUCCUGUCAUGUCAAGCUCAAGGUGUUGAAAAUCUUCGUUCAUCUGUGUGGCCAUGGCUCCAAACAUUUUCUCACUGAACUCAGGAGGAAUUCCACCUUCAUCCAGCAAGCCUCAGUAUACAGUGGGCCUCCUGAUCCAAUCCAUGGCAUGGCUUUGUAUCAAAAAGUAAGACAUACAGCACAAGAAGUUGCAAGGCUGCUUUUUACCGAUGCACUUUACAUAAAAAGUGGUGUGCUGCCAUUGAGCAUGGCACCCUCAGCAGUGGGAAUGGGAUCAGCAGCUUCCCACAGGACUGGCCUGCAGGGAUUUGGCUACAAUCCAGGGAAGAAGGGGGCAGGAAAUGAUUCACUUAUGGAUAAAAUCCAGAAGGCUGCAGAAGUAGUAGCCAGUGCUGUCCUUCCUCCGACAGAACAUCAGGGCAUCCGUCUCCAUGACAACAACUACCGUGCUGUCGUGGCACCCUCUGCACCAAUAGAAGUGGCUGUACCAGCAUGUGCCUACAGUCUGCCUGCACGCAAAAGUCUAAAAAGUCUGACAUUUUUAUGUAGGCAAGAUAUGACCCAGCGAUGCCCAGGGCAGGUUGGAGGUGGCUGGGAAGAGACGGACAGCGGCAACAACUCCUCUCACAACUCAUCUCAGGACAUCUCAACCACUAGCAGGACAUCCGCGGGGUGCAAUGGGAGCCAAUCAGGGGCCAGCAGAGAAAGCAGCGGAGACUUAUCGGAGCGGGUUGAAGCGUUGCAAUUGGGAGACUGCGUCCAGGAGAUGGCGCUCAUCAGCAAGCUGACUGAAGGUUCUAGAGUAUUUUUGUCCAAUGAGGAGAGCCAGUACUUUAUCAAAGAGUGUUCCACUCUCAACUGUGAGGUAGUGGUGGAGUUGCUUUCAAGCAUGCUACAGGAUCCGUCCAACACUGUUAACAUGAGAGCAUUGUGUGCCGUAGCCUGCCUCAUGACUGCAGACCUUCUCUCUCUGGAGCAAAUCUUUGGAGCGACGCAACGUCAGCUUCGUCAGCUAAGUGAAGGCCCACCGGGACCUGUGGCCAACAAAGCCACGAAGAUCCUGAGACAGUUCAAGGCCCUGAUGGGUGGAGUUCACCAUGCCGCCAAACAGGAUCCAGCCAGCAGUAGUCAUCAAGUCAACCACACAUCCAAGCAAGUGCUUACGUCAACAUACGCAGGUUCUUUAGACCCCACACUCUCUCCUCAUAAUGAUUACAUCAGUGUGGAUGAGAAACCUUCCCUUAAUGAACAGCAAUUUCUCCUGGCUCCUGUUAGGACUGAAGUUAUAUUAGCUGCUAAAAAGGAGGCGUGCGCUCAGCCUUGUGGCAAAAGACUGUCCUUGUUCAGUGGUAUGAAUCUAGUCAGCAGGGCGACGCCUCUGUGUCAGACUACAACAUCACAUAUGGACCCAGACUCACAACAGGACUCUGUAAAAGAGAACCAACCUGACAGUCCAGCUUCAGUUGUGUGUGACGGCAGUCAACAGUCGUCUGCAUUCUCGUUUCUUAACUCUUGA